Messenger RNA from Dermacentor silvarum, 5591 nucleotides. RefSeq names its product metaxin-1. The record is from RefSeq and is a predicted model, not a curated record. NCBI's taxonomy places the organism in Eukaryota, Metazoa, Arthropoda, Arachnida, Ixodida, Ixodidae. The coding region runs from base 206 to 1126 and encodes 306 amino acids. Gene Ontology annotation, biological process: mitochondrion organization. The transcript is spliced from 9 exons. Gene Ontology annotation, cellular component: SAM complex.
GCAUCGAGGUCAGCACAAACAUACGCACGCACGCCGCUGGCACUCCGGCGAGCUGUUUGAGAUGUGUGCUGCCGAACAUCGGGCGCUGUUGGAGAGCAUGCUAUCCUGUCCUUUCUAGUGCGCAAACGUAAUUAUGGAAGCGUGUGCCCCUGCUUACUGUAUUGGUGUAGUUACUUACGCUUAAGUUGUGCUCGUAGUCGGUGCGAUGGAGGUGUAUAUUUGGAAAGGUGACUGGGGCCUGCCCAGCAUCGACACUGCGUGCCUGGAAGUCAUGGCGUACGCAAAAUUUUCCGGGGCGCCACUGAAAACUAGAGAAGUCCGUCGACCCUGGUUCGGAUCGUUGCCGGUGAUGCGGCAUGGACCUGAGACGAAGCUCACGAAGUUUCAAGAUGUCGUGGCCUACCUCCGAAAACAGAAUUACAGCGCGGAUGUACAGUUGACGCCACAACAAGCUUCAGAUGCAAAGGCUUACAUUGCCAUGCUGAGACAAAAACUCAAACCCGCUUUGCUCUACCAGUGGUGGGUCGAUGCCCAGAACUAUGUGGAGCUGACAAGGCCCUGGUACGCUAAGGCGCUCGGCUUUCCUUUUAACUACAUAAUCCCUGGACAGAUGCAGCGUGCCGCCACUGCUGUCCUCAACUCAAAGCUGCAGGGCUUUGACCUUGAAGGUGACCAGGCACAGAUUGCGCUUUUCAAGGAAGCACAAGAGUGCAUGACCACACUAUCUCAGCGGCUUGGAAAAGAACCAUUUUUCUUUGGCCAGAGCCCCACUUCAUUGGACGCCAUUGUGUUUGCCCACCUGGCUCCUUUGCUGCGUGCACCAUUUCCAAGCUGCGCCUUGCAGAACCACCUCAAGGCAUGUGACAACCUGGCGGCAUUUGUUACCAGAAUUAUGCUGCGGUACUUCUCUGUCAAAGAUACCGGUAGUGGAGACUCAGUAGCCUCAAAGGCAUCGACAGAGGAGUUCUCCUUCUCGUGGCUCAACUCACUGAUAUCAGUCGGUGUGGCCACAGUCGCCAUGCUUUCGUAUGCUCUGCUGUCAGGGCUUGUACAAGUCGAAUACACGGAAGAAGAACCGCCGCCCAUGGACAGCAGAGACAAGGUGACGAAACGUGCUUCAGAUUGACAGUACUCGUACGAAGUGCAUCACGUAGUGCAGUGGUGUCCAGCGCUGUGCAGGAUCCUGGUGCAGGUUUGCGUUGGAAUGACUUGUCAAGCAUCAGUUCACCGUACUGCCAAGCUGACAUAAAUGACCUGCAAUGCUUGUGAAGAGACAUCGCAGCACGCAUGAAGCACAGAUAAUUUGUGUGUGUGUGGGAGCCAUUUGCCUUGGAACGAUGCCUAAGAGUACGUGGCUUCAUUUGAUCCACAGAAGUACACCAGUGAGAGGUAUUUGCUAAUGCCAACUACAACAGUGCAAGGAACUUUGUUAGUGUGUAAAGAGUGUAGAUGUGUAGGUAACAACGAGCAAGAAAUUUCUAGUUUUAAAGCAUACCGAGAAAUUUCUUUGGAAUACUACAAGAAUCGACAAAUAGUGUAAACUGUGGAGGAUGCCAAUUGGAAUUGGUACAAGACCAUGAUAAAAAAUGUGAACACUACAUGAAAAACAAGAUGGUGUGCAAAAUGUUGGCUGUUUUAUGUUCAAUAAGCAAAAUACUUUUUGACUAUUGUAUCAGAAGAAUGUGUUGUUGCAGCAUAAAUAUGUGUGCUGUCUCUGAAUGCACAAGCAGCUAGCUAUAUCCAUUGCAAAGAUGUUCUUUUAAUUGACAACAUUGCUAAAUUGUUUCUUAAUGGGCAUUGAAAGUCAAUGCAUUUGAGAAAAGGCAUUAACUUACCUGAAGCUUUAGUGAUUUGACUCGCACUUAUGGUGACCUCCACAUAUCAUUUUGGAACGGCUACCCAAAUCCUUGACCAUGUGCUCAGAUUUUGUACAUGUAUAUCUGCUGGAGAACAUACCAAGCACCAGAACUUGAACCCGUACCUCAACAGAAGAGCAAAAGAGAUAGCGAUCUACUAUGGAGCGUUGAUUGUGGAGCAAAAUUUCAACCCCCUCUGACUCAACUUAGUGGAAAACAAGGUCUUCAACACGGAGCAAGAAAAGUAUCUUCUAAUAUACCAGUGAAAUUUAUUUCUAGCCUUUGCACUGCAGAGAAGAAAUGGCCAAACUGAUAUGUUGCACAGCAAUUCCGCUGCUCUACUUUGCAGCUGAAUAGAAGCAAAAAGAUGCUGUCUUUGAGCCAUAAAACCUUUUUACUGUUCCUGCAGUGGCUAUUUCACUAGCAGAAAAACUUGUACUUUCACUGUAUAUUUACAUGUUGCAGUAGAAGCUGCAUGAUUUAUCAUAGACCUCAAUAUUUGGGUUCUACUCCAUUCUUGUUGACGGUGCAUCCAGCAAUUCUGUAGUCUUCUUUCUGGGGUUUUACGUGCCAAAACCAGUUCUGAUUAUGAGGCACGCCGUAGUGGAGGGCUCCGGAUUAAUUUUGUAGUCAGCUUGAAACUACAUAGUUUUUGUCUCUUCAGUGUUUUUGUUGGUGCCAGGGAGUAGUGUAUAGCUUUUUAACCAAACUCUGCAAGCAACUGGCAACAGUGUGCGGUUGGACAAAUAUUAGAAUUUGCUAGCCAAGAGACAGUGGUGGCUUUGGGGCAUUAUGAGAUUGACAUGUCCUUUUGAUCAUGAAUAGGGCAAGUUUAAAAGGAAGGUAAAAUAGCAAAAUUUCGUUCUAAGCAGUAUUCUGGUAAACCCAAGGAGACACUUAAGACAGCUAUAGUGAUGUGAAAAAUUCAUCCGUAUGCAACAAAAGUUAAUAGAACACACACAUGAAAAUGAAAAAAAAAAAAAAGCUUUUUACUCUUAAUUGUGGCAUUUUUAUUUAGGUUCAUAACCUAAAAAAGUGGAUGCAAAUAGUGUGUGGAUUUCUGUGAAAUGCCGCUAAUUUUUUACUUUUGUGUCUAACAUAGCUUGUUACACUGCGUCCACUACAACUACACAUCCCUGUGUUACUAAUAGUAGUAAAUGGAUUAUUUGCAUUUCCGACCUGGUUAAAGCAUACAAAUUUACAUAGCCCAACAAGUGCAAACGCUUACCCCUAUUUCUUCUAUGUUUUUAUUGCAAACUGCCAUGACAUGCCUUCCCAUCUUAUUUCCUUCCAUCUGUAUCCUUUGUUCUUUUUCCACUAGACCCACUUUGUGGUUUGGGCCUGAUGCAGCAUAAGUUGGUACCAUGCUGUCACCUGUUGCAGAUUAACCUUUGGAAUUUAUCUGUUUUCUCACUCAUAAUCUGACCCAGCUAUCGGCAUGUGAUAAAGCAGUGAAGCCAGACACAUUAUGGCACGGUAGUGAGACUCUUUCAGCUUUCUUGCGGUGGCCUGAGUAGAACAUUUGGAAGCAGAGGAUCGUUAGCACUUCUUCAGGCAGCUCUGUAGAUUUUUUUUAUUGGCUUGUAGCUCUGGCUCCAUUAAUGAGGAGGUGGCAAAGUAUACUCUCGUAUUGGUACAAAAGUUUACAUUGACUUUAAAGACACUCUUUGAGAACUCUUCUUCUUUCUUCUUUUCUAGGGUGUUACGUGCCAAAACCAGUUCUGAUUAUGAGGCACGCCGUAGUGGAGGGCUCCGGAUUAAUUUCGACCACCUGGGGUUCUUUAACGUGCACUACAACGCAAGCACACGGGCGUUUCGCCUUGGUGGCAUAGUGGCUAUGGCAUUGCUAAGCUCAAGGGCGCGGGAUCGGAUCCUGGCAGAGGUGGCCACAUUUCGAUGGAAGUGAAAUUAAAAAAUGCCUGUGUACCGUGCAUUGGGUGCACCCCAGGUGGUUGAAAUUAAUUCGGAGUUCCCCACUACAGUGCGCCUUAUAAUCAUAUUGUGGUUUUAGCAUGUAAAACCCCAGAAUUUUUUUUUCUUUGAGAUGCAGACCUUGGUAAUCUGCCCACCUUACUUGGCAUUCAAGUGAACACUAGCACAUUGAGUUCAUAGAUAAUAAAUUAAGGUUCUCAUACUGUUGACUAAUAAUAGAAUUUAGCUUAUAGGUCUACUGUAGUUCAUUUUUAUGUCUGUCGUUUUAUUUCAAAUAAAGUGACUACGGUGUAAGGAGGAUUUAGUGUACUUUGUGGUUGUAGGCGAGAUCACUGCUUUUAAUCGUUGGCAUCACCCGACCAAUCUCAUGUGCCUUUCAUAUGUCAUUGAGCUUUUUGACCAGUUGUUAGGCUUCAGUUCGCAUGUAAACAUUCAGUCCUACAAGUAUUCGUUUUCAAAUGGUACAGGAUUGAGUCAAUACAAUUGCAAAUGUGUAAAGUGUAGCUGACUAGAAAACAUUGUUCUAUUUAGACGCACCACUCAUUUUGACCAUUUUAGUGCAAACAGCGGUUAUGAGCUCGUGAAUAGGCUGAACAUAUCCAUCCAUUCACAAGAAUUUUGAGCUUUUGUUAUACAACAUAGGAAAAAAAUAAUGCAGAUACGACGCACAUCUUGGAAGCUUUCGUGAAGCAGCGACUCAAAUGCUAUAAAUUUGUCACUUUCAUUCGUGCGUCUUUGGUGUAAAGGAAACUUGCGUGCUUGCAUGUGCUCCUGCACAGCCUUGUUAUGCCAUGUGAAACACGCGGCAAUCAUCUCAAAGGGCUAGUUGGCAUUCGCACGAUAGAAGUAUGUGUCUGAUUGUGGCCUAAUGGUUAGAGCAUACGGAUGCUGUACUGGGAGACCGAGAUUCGAUCCGACCAUCGAGCAUGUAAUUUUUUUUUUUAUGUGCAAGUUAUUCAGCAAGACAGCAGCAGCAGCCACAAUGAUAAAAUUGCGGGAGGGUUCGCAAAGAAAACUUCGCUUUAAAAAUUGUGGGGUGGGGAAUCGAACCAUGCACUUAUGCGUAUUCAAGCCAAAUGUCUCACCCACUACUCCACGCCUGCUUUCUACUGCAAUCAACCACUAUAUAAGCUAGGAAAUGGGAUGAGCAUGUCCAUCCCGGCCUGUCGAUGCACAGUAGGAAAGAAAAUUGCUUUAGCAUGGUGGGUGCGAGGCCAGAGAUGAGCAUAGAAAGCUUCGUGCUGGUUCUCGUCCGGUGCAGUAUGAAACCAUGGAAAGAUAAAAUGCUCACUGUCAGAGUUGAGCAUGGAUAGUCACAGCUGGAGUUUUUACUUGACCGAACGAGGUUGAAAAGGUAGAAGCUUGAGAAGAAGCAGCCAGGUUUCAGAUGUGUGCUCUUCAAAAAUGCCAGGCAGAAGAUGGUGCAGCAGCUCGAAAGAAGCGAAUUGGCAAAGGAAAAGAACCGCAAGAGAACUCAUAACUGCCGUUAGCAGUAUUUGAGUCUUUCGCAUGGGGCAAGCUCAGUGACAUGUACUCCUGGGAAGGGUGAUAUUACAGUUUUGUGAUGCUUUAAUAUAGCGAGCUGGUACUGCUGUACUGUUAGCACACUACAGCCAGCUGCAUUAUGUAAAUGUGAUUGCAAAAUAUAGGAAAAUGUUUUCAUUCCGCUGUUGUUUAUGCCAUAGGUAGAAUCUGCAUACUGUCAAUCUUCAGAUGCGGAGUUUUUAUUAGGUCUCUUGCAGAGAAGCGGUGCGUUAUAUUGAAAGGCAUGUAGAAAUAAAGAAAAUGUUUCAUUGAAUGUCA